Paramecium octaurelia is the source of this 786-nucleotide messenger RNA. Lineage: Eukaryota; Ciliophora; Oligohymenophorea; Peniculida; Parameciidae. The record is from the annotation of a GenBank genome assembly.
AAUGGAUUCAUCUCAAAGUGUAAAUGACAUCGCUCACGUAUUCAAAAUUAUAUUACUUGGUAAGCCCACCAUUUAUCUUAGGAAGCACUGCUGUGGGAAAAUCCUAGAUUUUACUCAGAUUUACUAAAGACUAAUUUAAUCUAUCGACUAACACCACAAUCGGUGUAGAAUUUAGUGCAAAAGUCUUGGAAAUUGAUAACAAAAAAAUUAGAGUCCAAGUUUGGGAUACAGCAGGACAGGAGAAAUAUAGAGCCAUUGCUAAAGCCUAUUACAAAGGAGCGGUUGGUGCUUUUCUAGUCUACGACAUUACAAAAAAAAAUACAUUCCAGGAAGUGGACAGAUGGUUGCAAGAAAUCAGAGAUUAUUCUGAUUAAUAAAACCUAGUUCUAAUGCUUAUUGGAAACAAGGUAACACUGUAAUACAACAAUCCUAGAACGACCUGGAAGCCCAAAGAUAGGUGAGCAAAGAGGAAGCCAUCAAGUAUGCUUAAUCUAAAAAGAUGGGAUUCCUAGAAACUUCAGCCCAAACUGGACAUAAUAUAGAAUUCGCAUUUAAAUAAAUAGCUGAAGGUCUAUAAUCUUAAUAUAUUAGAAAUUUUGAGAGAUAUCAGUGAGACUCAAGACGACGAUGAAUUUGAACAAACUAAAGCCUAGUAUAGUAAGAAUAAAGGCCAUACUUCAAAUGCUUCUGUCUUGAAAGCAGCAGAUCACCAAGUGAAAAAAAAAAAUAAUAAUAAUUCUGGAAGUUGUUGUUGAUUAAAAAUAUGGAAAUUUAUAUAAUAUAAAC